Lichtheimia ornata is the source of this 1218-nucleotide messenger RNA. RefSeq lists its product as uncharacterized. The record is from RefSeq and is a predicted model, not a curated record. The transcript is spliced from 4 exons. NCBI's taxonomy places the organism in Eukaryota, Fungi, Mucoromycota, Mucoromycetes, Mucorales, Lichtheimiaceae. Bases 1 to 1218 code for a protein of 405 amino acids.
AUGACUGAAACUACUAAGCCCACUGAACCUGUUGCUACUGAGACUCCUGUUGAAAACACCCAAACAGCAGCAGCAGCAGACACUACCACUAAUACGGAUACUGCUCCCAAGGAAAGCACCACCACUAGUGAAGCACAAAAGGAAGAGGCGGCACCUGCUCCACCUGCCAAGGAUAACGAUAAGCCCGCUGCAGAAUCAGAUGCACCAGCAGCAUCAUCUCGUUCUCCCGCUCCCACGCCAACUCGAUCCAACACAACCAAGCGUUUGUCUAUGGUAUGGAACAAGGCCAAGAAGCAAUUCUCUGACAAAAAGGAAGACAAGAAACCUGCUCAAUCCACUGAAUCACCUGCUGAGCAAGAAGAAGAACAACCUGCUACUACUGAAGAACAAGCCCGCCCAUCCACUGAUGCCCCUGUGCCGCCACCCAAGGAUGAAACACCUCAGGUGCCAUCUUCUCCCAGCAAUGACAAGAGUGAGAAGCGUCGAUCUCGUUUCCUGAAUGGUUUAUUUGCUCGUGCCAAGAGCCCUGUCAAGGAGGAUGAUACACCCGCUGCUGCACCUGCUACUACUGAACAAGAAGCAUCUGCUAGCAAAGACACCACUGAAGCUGCUCCCAAAGAAGAAGCCAAAAAGGAACAAGAACAACCUGCUGCUGCUGCUGCUGAGACUUCUGCUGCCGAGGCAUCGGAAACCACUCCCACCCCAAAGCAAGAUCAAAAUGUCAUGGAUCACAUUAAGCCUUUUGUGAACAAGUUUUUCAAAAAGAAGGAACAACAGCAACAACCCGCUACUUCAACGGAUGCAGAGGAAGCUGCUACUCCUGAUGAAGCUGCUGCUCAGGAACAACAACAACCAGCAACCACUACCGCCGACAACGAAGCUGCACCUGCUGCUGCACCUGCUGCUGCUGCAUCUACGGAAAACAACGAACAACCUGCUAAAGAACAAAAGUCUUCAUCUUCACCUUUGGGUCGUCGUUUGACCAAGAUCCUUCGUAGUUUCCCAAAGAAGGAAAAGAAGGCUGUUGAACAGGAACCCACCACCAAUGCUGCUGCUGCUGCCUCUACAUCGAACGAUGAACAACAACAACAUGCUGCCAAGGAGGAACAAAAGGAGGAACCCAAGGAGGAAUCUACUGCUGCUGCUGAUACUGCUGCUGCCAAGAAGCAAGAGGCUGUGCCCGAAGCAUCGCCCGCCACUGUUCAAGCUACUGCUUAA